AUGGCCUGGGUCCCAGAGAAAAAGGCAGAGCCUAAUCCAAGAGAUUCUAGAGCCGGCCAGAACGGCUGGGGUAACAGGGGCGGAAGCGGCAGAAGCAGCUACAUGGAGAUCUGCGGCGCCCGAGAACCACCUCUGUGCUUUAAAUUAAAGAGCAACAUGAUUGGUGUGGUGAUUGGUCGUGGUGGAUCAAAGAUCAAAGACAUCCAGAGUACGACCAACACCAAAAUACAGAUUAUAAAAGGUGAUUCUGAAGGAGAGGUUAAAAUUUUUGGCACCAAAGAUAGGAAAGCAAAGGCCAAGGCAGCUAUAGAAAGUCUUGUUAAAAAACAAGAACGAAGCAGCACUUCAGAACCCAGUGUUGCUAAUGCUGGCCCCCAGCCCUCUGUGGGAGGAGAUUUUCACACAGGUGCCACCAGUAAACAAGUUCGGCCUAUGAUAGAUUGGGAUAAAGUCAAGAUGGGAGUCAUAGAAUGGAGGAAAAAAAAAUGGGCCGAUUUACCACCAAUUAAGAAAAAUUUUUACAUAGAAACUAAAGCAACAAGGUCAAUGAGCCAGGUUCAAGUAGCUAAGUGGAGAAAGGAAAAUUUUGACUUAAUGUGUGAUGACUUGAAAGAUGGUGAAAAGCGUAGCAUCCCCAAUCCCACCUGUAAAUUUGAAGAUGCUUUCCAACCCUUUCCUGAACUUGUGAAAGUCCUGAAGAGAGCUGGUUUUCAAAAGCCAACACCAAUUCAGUCACAGGCUUGGCCAAUUAUUUUACAGGGAAUAGAUCUUAUAGGAGUUGCCCAAACAGGAACAGGCAAAACUUUGUCCUAUUUAAUGCCUGGGUUUAUUCAUCUCAAUAAUCAAUCAGCAUCAAGAGAGGAAAGGAAUGGACCUGGCAUGCUGGUCCUUAUACCCACUAGAGAAUUAGCUCUUCAGGUGGAAGCUGAAUGUUCUAAGUAUUCAUACAAUGGUCUUAAAAGUGUUUGCAUAUAUGGUGGCAGAAACAGACAUCAGCAAAUACAAGACAUUACCAAAGGCAUAGAUAUCAUUAUUGCAACUCCUGGACGACUAAAUGAUCUGCAAAUGAAUAAGUUUGUCAACCUACGAAGCAUAACCUAUUUAGUCUUAGAUGAAGCAGAUAAAAUGCUAGAUCUCGGGUUUGAACACCAGAUAAUGAAGAUCUUAUUAGAUGUGCGCCCAGACCGCCAGACCGUUAUGACAAGUGCAACCUGGCCAGAUAGCAUUCGUCGACUUGCUCAAUCUUAUUUGAAAGAGCCUAUGAUUGUUUAUGUUGGCACUCUGAAUCUAGUUGCCGUAAAUACAGUGAAGCAAAACAUAAUUGUUACCAAAGAAGAAGAAAAACGAUCUCUUAUCCAAGAAUUCGUUAAGAAUCUGUCUCCACAAGACAAAGUCAUAAUCUUUGUCAGCAGAAAGCUUGUGGCCGAUGAUUUAUCCAGUGAUUUCAGCAUACAAGGUAUCGCUAUACAGUCACUGCAUGGUGACAGAGAACAAUAUGAUCGUGAACAAGCACUAGAGGACUUUAGAACAGGAAAGGUGAAAAUAUUGAUUGCUACCGAUUUAGCAUCCAGAGGCCUUGAUGUUAAUGAUGUCACACAUGUGUAUAAUUACGACUUCCCACGCAAUAUCCAAGAAUAUGUACACAGAGUGGGGCGUACUGGAAGAGCAGGGAAGACUGGCACAUCAAUUACUCUCAUGACUCAAAAUGACUCGAAGAUUGCCAACGAAGUGAUUGAAAUUCUGAACCGAGCAAAUCAGCAUGUCCCCGAAGAUCUUGUAACAAUGGCCGAGCAAUACAAGUUAUAUAAGCAAAAGAAGGACAUAGGAAAAAAAUCAAAAUCUCGUGACAAGCCCAAGAAGUUUUUCUGAUAUCUACAUUGAAAAGUUGUACUACACUACUUGAAGACUGAAGAUAUGUUAAAGAUCUGUAAUAUUCAAGAUACAUCAAGAAGUUUUAGAAACCUAUUAGCAGCUGGAGGACAUUUACCCAGUUCUUAAAUACAAGUUUUCAAUGGUGUCUAUGUUCCUUAAUAAAACCAAAAGUGUUUGAAAAAUGAAA
Messenger RNA from Suricata suricatta (meerkat), 2059 nucleotides. It is a transcript of the gene DDX53, whose product is annotated as DEAD-box helicase 53. The coding region runs from base 1 to 1869 and encodes 622 amino acids. The record is from RefSeq and is a predicted model, not a curated record. NCBI's taxonomy places the organism in Eukaryota, Metazoa, Chordata, Mammalia, Carnivora, Herpestidae. Gene Ontology annotation, molecular function: RNA binding; RNA helicase activity; ATP binding. The transcript is spliced from 2 exons.